AUGUACUUCAGAUGUUAUUCUACCUAAAUUAUUUGUUCAACAGCUGUUGGAAAUGAUGGUCUUUGCUUUUGGGAGGUUGGUUCUACUACAAAUAAUAAUACAGCAAAAUGUAGAUUACUUUCUUGUGCUGAUAUUCAAAAUGGAACAUCCAUCAGUGUUUGUUAAGCUGCUUUACCAUCUUGUAUUUCAAAUGGAACUGUUUGUAUCCCAAAGGCUAAAUGUUCAACUUACACAACUAAAACAGCAUGCAAUUUUGGUGGAUUAGAUGGAAUUUGUGUAUUUACAUAAUCAACUUCUGCAUAGGCUGUAGCUGAUAGUGGAACUUGCACUUUGAUGAAUUCAUGUUCAUCUGCAAAUAAUGAUUAAAAUGCUUGUGUAGCUGCAUAAGAUAGAUGUUCAUGGAGUCCAGCUAGUUCUACAAUUACAAGUAUAUGUACUAAUCAUACAUGUGGUACAUAUAAUUAAGUUAGUGGAACUUGUUCAAGAUUCUUUAAUUGGGAUAAAUAAUCAUAAUAAAUAUGUUCUAUGAUUAAUGGAAUAUGUACAGCAACUGAUCCAUCAACGUUAAAAUAAAGUGAUUGUUUUAAAUUUUCAGGAUACACAUAUACAUGGAAUAGCUCAACAAACAAAUGUUAAGUUUGUACUAAAAAAGAUUAGCCAAAUGGUCCUAUCAAUAACACAAUCAAUGAUACAAAUAACACUAAUACGGCUUAAGGGUUAUUAUUAACAUUCAUCUUAGGCUAUUUGAUGAUUUGA
Paramecium tetraurelia is the source of this 756-nucleotide messenger RNA. RefSeq lists its product as uncharacterized. The record is from RefSeq and is a predicted model, not a curated record. The transcript is spliced from 2 exons. Lineage: Eukaryota; Ciliophora; Oligohymenophorea; Peniculida; Parameciidae.